UCUGAAACCUCGUCCAACAAGCCUCUGCCCCUCCAUCUUGCCCUGCCCAAAGACAAAGUCCCACGACCACACUCAGCCCGCCUAGUGCGCUCAACUGCACCCCCACCCCUGCGCUUCAUCGGCCGCAAAGCCCCUUACCUACCGUCUCGGUGAAAGCGCUCUCUUUCAUCCGCAUUGACCACCGAAAUGUCACACGACUUUGACUACCACGCCGACGCUGACUCCUCGUCAGAUAGACCUCGCCAAGAAGCGGCGGUGGAUGCGACCGGGUUCGAGAAAAGUAGGCUUCUGUUGAUGGGUUUGAGGAGGAGCGGAAAGUCCAGCAUUGAACGGGUAGUUUUCCACAAAAUGUCCCCAAACGAAACGCUGUUUGUGGAAAGCACAACGAAGAUACGCAAGGAGAAUGUCGUAUCAUUCAUCGACCUGGAGAUCUGGGACUUCCCCGGCCAUCUCGACCCCCUGGAUCCAUCUUUUGACGCCGAAGAAGUCUUUGGAGGCUGCGGGGCCCUGGUCUUUGUCAUUGACGCACAGGACGAUUACCUAGAAGCAUUACAACGGUUAUACGUCACCGUCACCCGCGCACAUAAAGUCAACCCAGAUGUAUCCUUUGAGGUGCUUAUACACAAGGUCGAUGGGUUGUCGGAUGAUCACAAAAUAGGUGCGCGUGGCUCUCAGGAUAUCCUCAUCGCCGGCACGGCAGCUCAUGCAGUUUUCCUAGAAACACAGCGAGACAUCCACCAACGCAUAACAGACGAGCUCGCAGACGCCCAACUCGACAACAUCCACCUCAGCUUCUACCUCACCUCCAUCUACGACCACUCCAUCUACGAAGCCGUCUCUAAAGUCAUCCAAAAGCUCAUCCCGCAGUUGCCGACGCUCGAGAAUCUGCUGAAUAUCCUUUGUUCGAACUCGGGAAUAGAAAAAGCCUUCCUAUUCGACGUCCUCUCCAAAAUCUACAUCGCGACCGACUCCUCACCCGUCGACAUGCAGUCCUACGAGCUCUGCAGCGAUAUGAUCGAUGUCAUAUUGGACGUCUCCAGUAUAUACGGACCACCGGGAAAGGACCCGGCGAUCGCAACACCAAUGACCACUAGUACGACGAACGGCACCCCACUACCGCCGACGUCCGAAGGCGACGCCCACGCGACCAUCAAACUAAACAACGGGAUGGUGUUAUACCUCCGUGAAGUCAACAGAUACCUAUCUUUAGUAACCCUCCUCCGCGAGGACAACUUCGAAAAGCAAGGGCUCAUCGACUAUAAUUUCCGCUGUUUCCAAGAGGCGAUUCGGGAUGUGUUUGAGUUGAAGAGGAGGAAGGCGGGGCAGCAGCGCCCAAAGUCGGGGGUUAGUAGGAGGGGAAGUGGGGUCGCGGCUGGGUCAGGGGCUGGGGGGCAUAUGAGGGCGGGGUCGGCGGGGACGGGGAAGGCGAGGAGGGAGGGGUUUGGGUAUGGGAUUGGCGGAAUUCCAGGGGAGCUUUUUCUGUAUAGCCGCAUCUACGCUGUCAUCGGUUGGGGGCGCCCUAUUCACAAUUCAAUGGGGAACCACGAAAAAGAACUAAAUGCGUCCAUUUGA
Messenger RNA from Fimicolochytrium jonesii, 1572 nucleotides. RefSeq names its product Gtr1/RagA G protein conserved region-domain-containing protein. Gene Ontology annotation, molecular function: GTPase activity; GTP binding. Lineage: Eukaryota; Fungi; Chytridiomycota; Chytridiomycetes; Spizellomycetales; Powellomycetaceae. Gene Ontology annotation, cellular component: fungal-type vacuole membrane; Gtr1-Gtr2 GTPase complex; nucleus. The record is from RefSeq and is a predicted model, not a curated record. The transcript is spliced from 9 exons. The coding region runs from base 187 to 1572 and encodes 461 amino acids. Gene Ontology annotation, biological process: positive regulation of TOR signaling; regulation of autophagy; cellular response to starvation.